Pyricularia oryzae 70-15 is the source of this 983-nucleotide messenger RNA. Its product is annotated as V-type proton ATPase proteolipid subunit 2. The transcript is spliced from 5 exons. Lineage: Eukaryota; Fungi; Ascomycota; Sordariomycetes; Magnaporthales; Pyriculariaceae. Gene Ontology annotation, biological process: proton transmembrane transport. The record is from RefSeq and is a predicted model, not a curated record. Gene Ontology annotation, cellular component: proton-transporting V-type ATPase, V0 domain. Gene Ontology annotation, molecular function: proton-transporting ATPase activity, rotational mechanism. The coding region runs from base 142 to 648 and encodes 168 amino acids.
CGCGCUUCGUCCGGGGUCGCCAUUAGAGCAUCAUCAGUCGCAGCCCUGGUCAAGCCCAACAGAACGACGACAUUCAACAUCAUUUCUUGGGCAGCCGCAUCUCAAAUUUCUGUCGAAUUGAGGCAGCUGCAAUAAAUCACGAUGCCAGGAGUAGUACCGGAUGACUCGGAGCUCGCGCCCAAGUUUGCGCCCUUUGUCGGCAUGGCCGGCAUUGCGGCUGCAAUGAUUUUCGGAUGUGCUGGCGCAGCAUUCGGAACCGCCAAGUCGGGCAUCGGUAUCGCGGGAGUUGGAACCUUUAGGCCAGACCUCAUCAUGAAGUGCUUGAUUCCUGUCAUCAUGUCUGGAAUCAUCGCUGUCUACGCCCUCGUCGUCGCCGUCUUGAUCGCCCAGGAUCUCAACGCUCCGACUGCAGGCACGAGUUACGACCUUUUUAGAGGCAUCAUGCACCUCGCUUGCGGCCUGUCCGUCGGUCUUACUGGUCUUGCUGCCGGUUACUGCAUCGGCAUUGUUGGUGAUAAGGGUGUCAGGGCUUACAUGGAGCAGUCAAGAAUCUUUGUUGGCAUGGUGCUGAUUCUGAUUUUCGGCGAGGUUUUGGGUCUUUAUGGGCUUAUUGUUGCGCUCAUUCUCAACACCAGGAGCCAGGAAUAAUUCGGACCUGUCGGAUGCUCCAUACUGCCCCCUUCAGCCACAAAGUCGAACCUCACAGACAUCACGUACAUGGGGGGAAUGUCCCUAUACUAUUCCGCCAGGAGACGAUGGAAGAGUUGAAGCAACCACCGGUGAGAGCAUGGCAGCAGUUUCUGCUGUGCAGGGAAGUGUCAAUAUAGCAUUUGGCCGGCGUUUUUUUCUUGGACAGUGAAUCUACCUACUUAUUUCUACAUUUCCUUUGCAGUCUUUGACGACGGUUCACAGUGUACAUUAUAUGGGCCCGGCAUAUUCGAGACUGCCAAUAUCUUGCAAUAGAGAUGAUGCAGGGUCACCUU